GUUGACAAAGUCCUUCCUUGACAAUCUUCCUCCACAUACCUCCCGUUGAUCCAAUUUUUUAUCCAGCUUUUUUCAUUUACCACAGACGAUGCAGAUACCCUAUUAUUAUGAUCAUCGACAAAUACCAAUCCGAAGCGGAGCUUUCAGCGAUGUCUAUAAAGCGUCUUUCGGAGGAAAAUGCGUGGCAGUCAAGGUAUUCAGGGAAACAGCUUCCAAAUAUGAGAUGGAGAAGGUAGAAAAGCGGCUUGAACGAGAGAUCGCAUUUGCACAUUCCCUCCAUCACAAACACCUUCUACCAAUCUUAGGCGAGUUCAAGGGAGAAGGAAAUAUAUUGAUAUCGACCAUUACGCCCUGGAUGCAGCAUGGGAACGUUCUCGAUUAUCUGGCGAAGAGCAAGGUGAACAGGACAGGAAUGGUCAUCAUGAUCGCCGAUGCCCUGAAAUACCUCCACAACCAGGACGUCGUGCAUGGACAUGUUUUUCCCGGCAAUGUUUUGAUAGCUGAUUUUGGCAUGCCCAUGAUUACCGAUUUCGGUGUCAGCGCCAUCCAUGAGGUGCUCAGAGCCUCAACCAUCGCUCCAAUAGGCCAGCUCCGCUAUCUGGCCCCUGAGAUAGUUCUCAGCGAAUCGAUAAUUAGGGCGAGCAAAUCCACCGACGUUUACGCGUUUGCUUGUGUUGGAAUGGAGAUCCUGUCAGCCGAAGAACCAUUCCACGCGAUUCAAUCAGAUGUUGGUAUUAUUCUCGCCUUGCACGAUGGAAAGUCUCCAUAUCCUACCUUUACAUUGCACGACGCCGUUUCCGUCGCCCUACACGAGUGUUUGAAUCAGUCCGCAGAAAGACGUCCGACAAUGGACACCGUCUAUGAGCGGAUAGCUUUAUCUUCCCAAUAUGAUGCAGGCGACUUGAGAGGGCGGGCCAGGCUCUGA
Messenger RNA from Laccaria bicolor S238N-H82, 925 nucleotides. RefSeq lists its product as uncharacterized. NCBI's taxonomy places the organism in Eukaryota, Fungi, Basidiomycota, Agaricomycetes, Agaricales, Hydnangiaceae. Gene Ontology annotation, biological process: protein phosphorylation. The coding region runs from base 89 to 925 and encodes 278 amino acids. Gene Ontology annotation, molecular function: ATP binding; protein kinase activity. The transcript has 6 exons. The record is from RefSeq and is a predicted model, not a curated record.